ACUUGAUUAGAGAAAAAAAAUCCGAAUCCCAUCUAAUCACCCCAAAUUGAGCAGGGUUUGGUAGGCUGGCGAUGAUCUAAACGGUGCGUUUGUUGGUAGUUAAUUAAGAAAGAAAUUGUGUUGCAAGGUGGAAGAGGAGUGUAGCAGAAUCAGAUCGAGAUUGAAGUCUGCACUUCUCGCAACUGCAAAUUCUCUGUCUCUUUCUCUCACUGUGUUGGAUCCUUCAUCAGAGGAACAAGCAAACAAACAAACACACAAAAGAUGAAUUUCCUGAUGCGCUCCACCACACACGUCUACUCCGACAGGGAAAAGCCUUCUUCGACGGCGACGGCGACGGCGGCGACUCCAACGACGACGGUGAUGACGACGACGACUCCCCCCACAGACGGCGCGUCGUCAUUGGAGAGUCUCAUGUCCGACGACCCCUACGCCCAAGUCGAGCACUUCGACGGAGAGUUCGAGGGCGAAAACGGCGCUCAGAGUUCCAAAAAUGACGCUCCCGUUUUGGCCAAGCACCUGGAUGUUUCCGAAGACGAAGGAUGGAUCACCAUUCCUUACAAGGAACUUCCUGAGAACUGGAAUCAUGUGUCGGAUAUGCAGUCCCUGCGCUCUCUAGAUCGUUCCUUUCUCUUUCCUGGUGAACAAGUUCAUAUCCUAGCGUGCCUGUCUGCUUGUAAGCAGGAUACAGAGAUUAUUACUCCAUUUAAAGUUGCUGCUGUGAUGAGUAAGAAUGGCAUGGGUCACAGUUCUGACAAAGAAAAUGGAAAUGUUGAAAACAGAAAUGAUUCGGUAUCUGGAGAAGGGCAACUGAGUCCUAGCAAACAAGAGCAGAAAGAGGAUAAAUUGGAAAAAGUGAAGACUGAUCACCCGGCGGAUGCUUCUGCUGGUGAAUCCCUUCUAAGGAUGGAGGUUCACAAAAGACAAACUGCAUUGUUGCUGGAAAAAUUUGAGAGUUCUCAUUUCUUUGCAAGGAUUUCUGAGUCUGAUGAGCCGCUUUGGUCUAAACGAGGUUCUUCAGAAAAGUCCUACUCUGAACUAAAUGGGCAAAGGAUCUCAUCAUUUGAAAUUAAAGACACCGCAAAAAAUGCAUCUUCUAUUAGUGCAGUUAUUGAUAGAGCAAAUUUUGAUGCAACUAUUUCUGGUGGAGUGGCGAGAAAUUCUGUCAAUUGUUGUGCCCUACCAAAUGGAGACAUAGUGGUUCUUUUACAGGUGAAUGUUGGUGUUGAUUUUCUUAGAGACCCUUGCAUAGAAAUUCUCCAAUACGAAAAGUAUCAGGAUAAAAUAUUGUCUUCUGAGAACCAGAACAAUUCAGUUCACACAAAUCAGGAUCCAUGUGGAGCACUAUUAAAAUGGAUACUUCCAUUAGAUAACACUCUCCCCCUUGCUUCUCGCCCGCUAUCUCCUCCUCAAUUUUCUUUGAAUUCAGGAAUCGGUAACACCUCUCAGAGGUCCAAUUCUUCAGCAUCACCUGGCUCUCAAUUAUUUUCCUUUGGCAGCCAUUUCAGAAGUUACUCAAUGUCAGCAUUACCUCAAAAUACAAAUGCACCAAAUCCUCCUUUAAAAGCAGCUAGUUCUAAGCCAAGCUUUGACAUUGAAGAUUGGGAUCAAUUCCCAUCUCAGAAAUUAAGGAAAAAAAAUGGAGUAGAAGAACUUUUAUCUUUUCGAGGUGUUUCAUUGGAGCGAGAAAGGUUUUCCGUUUGCUGUGGAUUAGAAGGUAUCUACACACCUGGAAGAAGGUGGAGAAGGAAAUUUGAAAUAAUACAACCUGUAGAGAUUCAUUCCUUUGCAGCUGACUGUAAUUCAGAGGAUCUUCUGUGCGUUCAGAUAAAGAAUGUUGCUCCUGCACAUGUUCCAGGUAUUGUGAUAUUUAUAGAUGCCAUAACCAUAGUUUAUGAAGAGGCUACAAAAAGUGGACCACCAUCAUCAUUACCAAUUGCAUGUAUUGAAGCUGGAAAUGACCAUUCUUUACCAAAUUUAGCCCUCAGGAGAGGUGAAGAGCAUUCUUUUAUCCUUAAACCUGCAACUUCUAUGUCAAAGAAUUUAAAGGCUCAGGAUGAAAGCUCUCAGUUUUCAAAGGUGCAAUCUCCAAACUCAGCAAAAUCAAGUCUUUCCUCCAAGAGUCCUGACAGAACAAAGAUUGCUUCAAUUGACGAUCAGUAUGCAAUUAUGGUGUCUUGUCGAUGCAAUUAUACGGCAUCAAGAUUAUUCUUUAAGCAAGCAACCAGUUGGCAACCACGUUCAUCGAGGGAUAUUAUAAUCUCUGUUGCAUCUGAGAUGUCCGGAGAGUCUCCUGGACCUUAUGAAAGAAAUUCUCAACUUCCUGUGCAGGUUUUAACUCUUCAAGCUUCAAAUUUGACAUCUGAAGAUCUAACACUGACAGUGCUUGCUCCUGCCUCAUUUACUUCACCCCCGUCAGUGGUUUCUCUGAGUUCACCCACUAGUCCAAUGAGUCCUUUUAUUGGUUUCAAAGAGUUUUUAGGAAGGAUAAAUGUUGAAAGACAUGUUGGUGCCAUCCAGGGGGGGAGCUUUACUUCUCUUAUAAAAGACAAUGAGAAGCAAAAUGAUGAUGUCAGACCUGAGUCAGUUUCAAUGAAUGAUGAUGUCAUUGCUAGUUCUGGCCUAAGUUGUACACAUCUUUGGCUGCAGAGUAGAGUUCCACUCGGAUGUAUCCCGUCUCAAUCCACAGCCACCAUUAAGCUUGAGCUACUUCCAUUGACCGAUGGCAUAAUUACACUCGACUCUUUGCAAAUUGAUGUCAUGGAAAAAGGUGUUACCUACAUCCCUGAGCGCUCGCUAAAGAUAAAUGCAACAUCUAGCAUUUCCAAGGGAAUUCUUUAAGAUAGAUUUAGGCUGGUUGCAUUUCAUUAAGCAUGUUAUCCAGUGCUGUAGAGAAGCAAAUAUGGACGAUUUUUUUACCUGGAUUUGGAAUUGUUCUUCCGACACACUCUCAAUAGCACAAAGGUAUCUUCAGUUAUUGUAGCCUUGUGAUGGAGUUGGCGUGUUAAUUUGUUCAGAAAUAGAGGUUCACUUUUGUAUUGUAAAACCACGAGCUUAAAAUAGAUGAUUGUCACAUACCCCUUUAAAGGGGAAGAAUGUAAUCUUUAUAGGUAGAUCUAUUUUUUUGUGAAGAUGUAUCUGACUCUUCAGAGUGAAAGCAAUGAAUCACCUCUCGAUUCAUGGCAUUAGGCAGUUGCAAUUCAGUGUGUUUCAAUUGAUCAUCAGUGGAAGCCUUGUAUUCAUGAACUGCUACUUCACAUUUUAUUUUAUUUUAUUUUUUAUUUUUGACAAAUUAUUGCACAUGGUU
Glycine soja is the source of this 3304-nucleotide messenger RNA. RefSeq lists its product as uncharacterized. The transcript has 11 exons. NCBI's taxonomy places the organism in Eukaryota, Viridiplantae, Streptophyta, Magnoliopsida, Fabales, Fabaceae. The coding region runs from base 262 to 2838 and encodes 858 amino acids. The record is from RefSeq and is a predicted model, not a curated record.